UUGAAGCCCAACAGCAACAUCGGGAGUGUGGUUUUUGCGCUGUCUUGUCCUGCUGGUCGCCAUUGGCCCAAGCUUGAUCCUCAGCAGUGGAUCGCUGGUGGCAUAUAGCUUUGCUACAGCCUGAACACCAAGCUUGGAAACGCUGCUGUGUGCCCCCAAUCUUUGUGCAACAUUCUUUCCUCAACAUAAGACUGCCUUCUGCAGGAAAGCAAGUUCACACUUCUGGACCAACCGGUUAUCAACACCACGCAUGCUGUAGGGCAGUGGAGACCAGACGCGGCUCGGACACAUCAAUUGGACGCCACGCCGGUCAAAACUUUCCGACCAAAUGGGAGAGGGUGCGUACUUGACGAGAAGCCCGAUUUUCUGUUCCUCGGACUUUGGAGAUUGCAGCUUCUGCAGCCUUGCAGCAUGGGCCGUCCUGGGCUUGAGAUCACCGGCUCACUGACAGGAGCACAUCGUGGUCCACGCGAUGUGCUUUGUACACGGCCGCCGACUAUAUCUCCAAGCAUCGUUGCAUUCACUCACUCAGGGCCCAGCAGCAAGCUACCGAUGGCCCGUGCUAACGUUCCGCGCUUCCUCCUGGUGCAGUUCCUGGGACUUUGGAGAUCGCAGCUUCUGCAGCCUUGCAGCAUUCGCGCCCCGUGCCCCGAAUCUGUCGCCAGGUUAACUACAGGCGCAAAACAUCCGGUAUGCGGGCGUAUUGCGGUGGAGCCAAUGGGCCGUCCUGGGCUUCAGAUCACCGGCUCACUGACAGGAGCACAUCGCGGUCCGCGCGAUGUGCUUUGUACACGGCCGCCGACUAUUUCUGCAAGCAUCGUGGCAUUCACUCACUCAGGGCCCAGCAGCAAGCUACCGAUGCCCCGUGCUAACGUUGCACGCUUCCUCCUGGUGCAGUUCCUGGGACUUUGGAGAUCGCAGCUUCUGCAGCCUUGCAGCAUUCGCGCCCCGUGCCCCGAAUCUGUCGCCAGGUUAACUACAGGCGCAAAACAUCCGGUAUGCGGGCGUAUUGCGGUGGAGCCAAUGGGCCGUCCUGGGCUUCAGAUCACCGGCUCACUGACAGGAGCACAUCGCGGUCCGCGCGAUGUGCUUUGUACACGGCCGCCGACUAUUUCUGCAAGCAUCGUGGCAUUCACUCACUCAGGGCCCAGCAGCAAGCUACCGAUGCCCCGUGCUAACGUUGCACGCUUCCUCCUGGUGCAGGGCAGUGGAGACCAGACGCGGCUCGGACGCAUCAGUUGGCACGCCACGCCGGUCAAAACUUUCCGACCAAAUGGGAGAGGUUUCCGGACAUUGGAGCUAGCAGCUUCUGGAGCCUUGAGCUUUCGCGCCCCGUGCCCAGAAUCUGUCGCCAGGUUAAGUCCAGGCGCAGAACUUCCGGUCUACGGGCGUAUUGCGGUGGAGCCAGUGGGGCCGUCCUGGACUUCAGAUCACCGGCUCACUGACAGCAGAUCGCGGUCCGCGCACUUUGUACACGGCCGCCGACUAUAUCUACAAGUAUCGUGGCAUUCACUCAGUCUUCUGAACACCGGAGCCCCCCCUGUGCAUUCUGCGCAUGCGUGGAAUUCUGUUAAAACGCAACGCCCCAUCAGCGCGCCCCUCAGUGGGUACGGCAGCAAGCCAGCGAUGACCCGUGCUAACGUUCCACGCUUCCUGCUGGUGAAGGAAUCACUUAACAGCGCUUCAAUUCCACAUGACUGGCAGGAGGGCAAGGUCAUCACAGUCUUCAAGAAAGGAAGCCGUGGUCAUCACCGAGUAACUGCCGCCCUAUUGCCAUAACAGCGUCUCUUGUAAAAUAAUGUAACACAUUUUACACUCACCUAUUGCUAACUUCUUAACAUCCGUCAAUUUUUUUUACCCAAGUCAACCCGGUUUCCGCAAAAAUUAUUACUGUGACACUCAACUUCCUCUCAUCUUGCAUGACUUACAUUUAAACCUAGAUCGUGACAUGCCGACUAAUACAAUAUUUUUAUAUUUUGAAAAAGCGUUCGACAAGGUCACACAUGGUCAUCUCUUAAUGUAGUUAUCCCAUCUUGACAUUCAUUCCUGUGUUCUAAGCUUGGUUUCGAGGGCUUUUAACUAACCGUCACCAGUUCGUAUACGCUUACUCACACCCUUCAUCCUUAACACCCGUGCUUUCAGGCGUUCCUGAAGGUACCGCACUUGGUCCCCUUCUUUUCUUAAUAUACUUCAAUUACCUGCCUUGUAAUAUUUCUUCUCAUAUCCGACUCUUCGCAGAUGAUUGUGUGGUUUACCGAGCAGUUACUAGCCCCAUGCACCGACCAAUUGGCGUUACAAAAUGACCUAUCGCGCAUACUAAAUGGGUGUAACACUUGGCUCAUGUCAUUAAAUGUAGCUAAAGCCAUUUUAAUGUCUAUUCAUCGUCGUCCCAAUUAUGAUUUGCCUAAUUAUAGCAUCAAUAACACGGAGAUUGCAACAACUGACUCAUUCAAACAUCUUCCUCUGUAUAUCUCGCGUGACUAAACUUGAACCUGUCAUGUUAGCCACAUAAUAAGUUCUGCUAAGCGUACUCUAGGUUAUCUACAACGUAACCUUUUCCUCGCUCCUCCCUCUAAUAAACAACUUGCUUUUCUAACCUUGUGUGGCCCAAGCUGGAGUAUGCCGAUGCUAUUUUUGACUCCCACCACAAAAUAACCUUAGUAACGCCCUCGAGUCGGUUCAGAA
Messenger RNA from Dermacentor albipictus, 2685 nucleotides. RefSeq lists its product as uncharacterized. The record is from RefSeq and is a predicted model, not a curated record. NCBI's taxonomy places the organism in Eukaryota, Metazoa, Arthropoda, Arachnida, Ixodida, Ixodidae.